This is a messenger RNA of Nematolebias whitei (Rio pearlfish), 2148 nucleotides long. RefSeq names its product complement factor I (gene cfi). The record is from RefSeq and is a predicted model, not a curated record. Gene Ontology annotation, molecular function: serine-type endopeptidase activity; protein binding. The transcript is spliced from 17 exons. Gene Ontology annotation, cellular component: membrane. Bases 190 to 2100 code for a protein of 636 amino acids. Gene Ontology annotation, biological process: proteolysis. Lineage: Eukaryota; Metazoa; Chordata; Actinopteri; Cyprinodontiformes; Rivulidae.
UCCAGCUGUCCACUCGAGUCCACAUCGACGAGACGAGCUAAUGAUUGGUGACAGCAGCAAACAGGGCAGAUAUCAGCUCGUUGCCCGAGUCCUCCGAGAAAUGAGAACGGCUUCUGAACCUUCCAUCUCUGUGGGACAUUUUAUUCACUCUCAUCUGUUUCAUUUCUAAAAUAAUACUUCACUUGUUUCAUGUUCGUCAGGAUGAGACCAGAGUCUCUUUUCUUGCUGUUUCUUCUCGUCCUCCAGUCUGAAACGUCGAGUCCACUGGAAGCGCAGCCAUCGUCCAUUAUCGGGCUGAACCAGCAGCCUCCCACUCCGCCCCCCACCACACCCGCCCCAACCACCCGCAAAGCACCGGAACCUGAUGAGUUUCUGGGUUCACAAGAGUGUCUGGACAAAAAGUUGACUCGGGAGUCAUGCGGCCUGGUGUUUUGCCCUCCAUGGCAGCGUUGCACUGAUGGACAGUGCACCUGUAAACUCCCCUACCUGUGUCCCUCUGAGGGCAUGAAACCAGUCUGUGGGCUAAACCACAGGAACUAUUAUUCCUACUGCCAGGUAAUGGCAGUCUCCUGUCGAAACAAAAAACCUCUUUUCUCUCACUUUGGAGAAAGCUGCAAAGAAAAUGUUCCAAAGUUCAAAAGUUCAGUGGCUGCAGACUCAGGAAUGAUCCGGAUCUUUCUUCCUAAUGGGACUGGAAGUGGAGAGCACCUACUGGUGUGUCAGGAGCUGUGGGACAUGGCGGCUGCUAAUGUAGCCUGCAGGGAGCAUUCACACCCGUUGGGUGCAGCCUCUAUAGAUGCUGUGGACUACAAUGCCCUGAUGGCCAGCAGUGACAACAAAAAUCUUCCCAGCAGCUGCGUCAGCAUCCACUGCCAAGGCUACGAGACAUCGUUGGCUGAGUGUGAAAUCUACGACAAGGUGAAAACCGCUGGCAGGAAGGUGGCUGCAGCAACCUGUUAUAAGGAAACACCCCAAGAAUGUGAGUUCGCCUGUGCAAACCAGAAAUGCAUCUCCAGGAACCGAACAUGUGACGGAGUCGACGACUGUGGUGACCGGAGCGACGAGAUGUGCUGCAGAAAGUGCAGGGACGGAGCGUUCCGCUGUAAGACGGGGGUUUGUGUGCAUAAAGAAGCCGUUGGAGACAAACAGGUGGACUGUCUGGAUGGAGCAGAUGAAUCAGUAAAACACACCACAGCUUACGCUGAUCGUAUGAUUCUGACACAAACACCUUCAGAUUACCUCUCUCGUAAAAAUGAAACGAGAACCAGCAGAAAACUGCUGGAGACCCAGCUUCACUGUGGGAUCCCCAACAAGGACCUGGUGGACGAUGUGGACAUGGUGGUACGAGAAAGGACCAGGAGGAAGAGGGUGGUGGGAGGAAUCCCAGCAAACCCCACCCAGAUCCAGUGGCAGAUCGCUCUGGAGGAAAACAAGAGGAUCGACUGUGGAGGAGCGUACAUUGGAGACUGCUGGGUCCUCACGGCCGCUCACUGCGUCAGGCAGAACCCAUUGGCGUUCAAAGUGAAGUUCUCUCUCUGGAAGAAGCGUCGAGCUCAAGAAACAACGGACAUCGUUCCUGUGGAAGACAUCCGCAUCCAUCCAAACUACGUCCCCACCACCUACGAGAAUGACAUCGCCCUGAUAAAGCUGCAGAAGCUUCCUUUCUCAGAUAAAUGCUUCUACGACAACCCGGCCAUCAGGGCUGUGUGCAUCCCCUGGUCUACUCAGCUGUUCCAACCCAACCACACCUGCAGCAUCUCCGGGUGGGGGCGGACAGCAGAUGGGAGGUCUGCUGAGGUGCUGCUUUGGGCCAAUGUUUCUCUCAUUGAAGGCUGUGAGUCUUCCUACCAAGACCGUUUUAAGCCGGGCAUGAUGUGCGCAGGGGAUCUGGAGGGCAGCGUGGACUCGUGUCAGGGUGACAGCGGGGGUCCUCUUGUCUGUGAGGAUGAACUUGGAGUGUCCUACCUGUGGGGGAUCGUCAGCUGGGGAGAGAGGUGUGGACAGCCAGGAUUCCCUGGAGUUUAUACGCAGGUCGCUCACUUCUUUGAAUGGAUCCGACUUCACACCGGUUGGCCUGCAGUCACCAGAUAUAACUUCUAAUGAGACCAAAACUCAUCGUCUCACUGUUUAACCUCAAACUGUGGACAU